Molecule: messenger RNA, 711 nt
Organism: Hydatigera taeniaeformis
Lineage: Eukaryota; Metazoa; Platyhelminthes; Cestoda; Cyclophyllidea; Taeniidae
Source: the annotation of a GenBank genome assembly
AUGUCUGCUGGUAAAACUUUUUCUACAAGAACUAGGAAAAUCAAUUGUCCAUGCAUUGUGAGAAUCGGAUGUAAAGGAAAAAAGCUGCAUAUAAUUGGUUUUGUAAUGCGCCACAAUCAUCCUGUGACAACAGAGCUUGCAGAAACCUAUCCGGAAAAUCGUCGUCUAACUGAAGAUGAGAAGCUAGAGAUAAACGAUUUUCUACAGUCGGCACCUGACAAUCUAACCGUAAAAGAGCACAUAGAACGUAAGUUUGGCAAACCCUGUACACUGAAUGAUGUACGGCAAAUGAAAUAUCGCUUGCGGAAGCUCCAGAGAUCCAACGGCACCAGCCAUGGGCAGACUAGGCAGGAGCCCUCGCGACAUCAAAAUUCUACAGAGGCUGAUUUUGAUUUUGAUCCAAUCCCUCCUGUUUCUGAUUGGGUGGUGCACACAAAAGAUGACUGUCGACUGUCCCAAUUUGAGCCUCUUUCAAAUCAGCUGGCAGAUCUUGUUUGUUCUGCGGAUCAGGAGACGUUUUGUGACCGGAUGGCCUUCCUCAAGGAGCUAACAGAAGCAUGGCGCGAGGGGAAGCAACCGAUGCUAGCCUACAGUGAGUCCAUGCUUAAGGGCGAUUCCUGCGAGAGUCCAAUCAACACAGAAGUAGUGACUUCAGAAAGUCCGUUCCCUUACUCGAAGCCAGGUAAAGCGUACCUGUCCUUCAAUUAUUGA